Trematosphaeria pertusa is the source of this 1210-nucleotide messenger RNA. Its product is annotated as glycoside hydrolase family 76 protein. The record is from RefSeq and is a predicted model, not a curated record. Gene Ontology annotation, biological process: carbohydrate metabolic process. The coding region runs from base 89 to 1138 and encodes 349 amino acids. Lineage: Eukaryota; Fungi; Ascomycota; Dothideomycetes; Pleosporales; Trematosphaeriaceae. The transcript has 3 exons.
UCUUGAAGUGUUUUCUCUUCAUUGCUGAAGUCUGCACCCUCGAGCGAUUUCGUGCGAUUUCCAUACUAUUCACAGUGAACUCUUCAAGAUGAAGUACUCCUCAGCUCUGUUUUUCUCUUUGCUCUAUGUCAGCCCUGCAGUGGCCGACUUCGCGGACAACGCCAACGCAGCCAUCAAAACACUACAAGAUAAGUGGUACAGUGCAGACACUGGACUAUGGAACGACUACUGGUGGCAAUCAGGCAACAUAGUCGAAGCCCUCGCCCGCUUCGGCCAGCAUGACGCUUCCUUCAAACAAACCGCAACUGACAUCAUCGCCAACACCUACGCCAAAUCGCCCAACCAAAAGGGCUACAGCAAUUGGAAGAACGACUACUACGACGACAUGGGCUGGUGGGCGCUGGGCUGGAUCGCUGCCUACGACCUCACCAGCGACGCUAAGUAUCUCAACUCUGCGAAAGACCUUUUUGAAGACAUGACGGGCGGCUGGACGACGCCGUGCAAUGGCGGCAUUUGGUGGAACAAAGAGAAGACAAGUAUUGCGGCGAUUGCGAACGAGCUGUUUUUGAGCACGGCGGCGCACUUGGCGAAUCGCGUGGGCGGGGACGAGAAGGCGGAUUACGUGCACUGGGCGCAGAUGGAGUGGGACUGGUUCUGGACGAAGGGGUUCAUCAAUGGGGAUAAUGUUAUUAACGACGGGAUUGAUAUUUCGACUUGCACGAAUAACGGGCAGACGACCUUUACGUAUAACCAGGGGGUUAUUCUGGGUGGUUUGUCGGAGCUUGCGCGAGCUACGGGCGACGGCGGUUACAUUGAUCACGCCAACCAGAUCGCCAACGGUGCCCUCACGCACCUCACCGACAACGGCAUCCUCACUGAGCCCGUCUCCGGCCCUCUCGAUGACCAGGGCUCGCAGUUCAAAGGCGCGUUCGUGCGCGGGCUCGCCGUUCUCAACGGCAACGAGCCGCAGCAGUCCUUCACUGACUUCCUGAAGAAGAACGCCGACUCGGCGUGGACCAACGCGAAGAACAGUGAGGGUGUGAUCGAGGAUCGCUGGCAGGGUGGGAGUGACAACACCAACGCGGCGACGCAGGCUAGCGGAAUUGAUGUGCUGGUUGCUGCGGCACAGGCUUCCUAAGCGCCUGACAUCGAGGUGUGGUGGGUGAUGGUCAGUCACGAGGAGGAAGAAAUGUGCGUAUGGAGUGCGAAG